CCUCACCCCCGAAGGGCUCGAGGCGGUUCACAGGAUCUAGCUUGGCCUCCAUCACAUGAUGGGAAGCGGAAAGCAAGUCACACAAUAAGCACAACCCGAAGGCAAACUGUACAACGUUGGCACUGGUGCGUCCAAGUCCCGUCAAUGCAAACAAAGCGGCGGCGGCGGCGGCGACCCGUCCUCCGUGCCGGACAGAGGAAGCAAAGAUCUGACAGCGGCAGGAAGAGGGAUAAAAGCCGAAGGAUCGACUGGGCAGGGGAUCCACCGAACAGGCUGCUCUGCUGGUAUGCCGAAAUGGGAUUGACAGAAGCCCUACUUGACAUUGCCUUUCUUGUUCUUCCUGGUCUGGCAAGCUGCAAAACAACACCCCCUUUUUAUUGCUGGAUCUUUCUCCCUGCUUCCAGAAUAUGGAAAGGGGCGCAGCUAGAUUUCCUCAGGGCUAUGUUUGUUUUGAAGAUGUAGCUGUGUAUUUCACAGAGAGUCAGUGGACAUUGCUGGAUCCUCAUCAAAAGGCUCUUUACCACGACGUCAUGCAAGAAAACUUUGAAAAUGUGGCCUCGUUAGGAUUUCUUUCGGACAAGCCAGGCUUGAUCUCCCAGCUGGAACAAGAGGAAGACCCCUGGAUUCCAGAUCAGCCAACUUUGGAGCAAAGGGAAGUUUUAUCAGAGUCUAGGGCAGAGUUUUCUGAUGUGAUGAUAAAACUGGAAAUGGAAGAGGAGCCGCAGGGCCUGGAUCACCUGGAAUCUGAGCCCAACAAACCCUUCUCAGACUGCAGUUCAGAUGCGAUGUCUCAGCUGGAAAAAGGGGAACCACAAGGAAUUCUGCAUCAACUGGGAUCAGAAGAAAAGGAUAUUUCAUUUGAUCACCACUUAGGAUUUCCUGAUGUUAUCAUAAAGGAAGAGGAGCCCUGGAGCCAGGGACAUGAGGAAAGUGCAAACCUUGCUGAUGACCAGUCAGGUUUUCCUGCUGUAAUAAUAAAACUGGAACCAAAAGAAGAGCCGUGGCUCCCUGAUCUCCAGAUACCUGAGGAAAGUGUGACUGUCCAAAGCAUCCGAUGCGGCAAUGUGUGCAUAAAAGAGGAAGAUGAACUCCCAUCAGAAAACAUGCAUGAAGUGGUAGUAAAUGAGACUUUGUCAGGAACUGCCACCCAGUAUCCAAAGCAGGUUUCUGGAAUUGAAGGCAAAGUAGUGAAUCCCCAAAGGAACUUGCCAGGGAAGAGAGAGGGAAAGGUUUUAUUUUGUGCAAGAGGCGACAUUAAUGAAACCAAAGUCCAAAAGAGUAUCCGUAAGUGUGAGAGAAUGUUUCUUAAAGGAGAAGAAUCUUAUAAACACCUGGACAGUGAGAAGAAAUCUAGCUGGAGAAAUUACCUGUUCUGCCGUGGGAGAGGCCAUCCAGGAGAGAAACUGUAUACCUGUUCAGUCUGCGGGAAAAAAUUUCUUCGGAGGUCACAUCUUAUUAGGCACAAAAUAAACCAUACAGGGGAGAAACCAUAUAUAUGUUCUGUCUGUGGGAAAAGCUUCAAUCAGAGAUCACAUCUCAUUGCCCAUGAAAGGACCCAUACUGGAGAAAAACCAUAUCCAUGCUCUGUCUGUGGUAAAAACUUGAGUCGAAAAGCACUCCUUAUUAGGCACGAGAGAAUUCAUACAGGGGAGAAACCAUAUAAGUGCUCUGUUUGUGGUAAAACCUUCUGUCAGAGCUCUGGCCUAAUAGCACACCGGAUCACCCACACAGGAGAAAAACCAUAUGUUUGCUCAGUUUGUGAGAAAAGCUUUAGCCGCAAAGCUAGCCUUAUCAGACAUGAGAGAAUCCAUAUGGGUGAGAAACCUUACGCAUGCCCAGUAUGUGGCAAAAGUUUCAGCCAGUGCUCUGGUCUCCUUCAGCAUGAAAGAAUCCAUACCGGAGAGAUCCCAUAUAAAUGCUCUGUCUGUGGCAAGAGCUUCAGUCGUAAAGACUGCCUUCUGGGGCAUGAGGGAAUCCAUACAGGAGAGAAACCAUACGCAUGCUCAGUCUGUGGGAAGAGCUUUAACUGGAAAAGUUACCUGACAGUCCACGAGAGAAGCCAUUCUGGGGGCAAAUCAUACAUAUGCUCAAUUUGUGGGAAAAGUUUCAGCCAAAGAUCAAAUCUUAUUAGCCACGAAAAAAACCACACACAAGAAAAAACCUACACAUGCUCCAUCUGUGGGAAGAACUUCAUUCACAAAGUAAGCCUUGUUAGACACGAGCGAGUUCAUACAGGGGAGACUCCAUACAAAUGCUCUGUCUGUGGGAAAGGUUGCAGUGGAAGGACAAACCUUAUUUCGCAUGAAAGAAUCCACACAGAAGAAAGACCUUACGUGUGCACACUCUGUGGUAAAAGCUUCAAACAAAGGUCAAACCUCACCAGUCACGAAAGAAUCCAUACAGGAGAGACUCCCUUUACUUGUUCUAUCUGUGGUAAAAGCUUCAGUUGUAAAGCAAACCUUCUUGGACAUAUGAGAACCCACACAGGAGAGAAACCAUAUCCAUGUUCAGUUUGUGGGAAAAGCUUUGGCAAUAAAUCACAGGUGGUUAUCCAUGAGAGAAUCCAUACAGGAGAAAAACCAUACACCUGUUCAGCCUGUGGGAAAAGAUUCAAGCACAGAACAAGCUAUAUUGAACACCAAAAAAUCCACACGCAAGAAAAACCAUAUAUGUGCUCCGUCUGUGGUAGAAGUUUCAGUCGUAAGGAGCACCUGAAUAUCCAUGGGAGAAUCCACACGGGGGAGAAACCGUAUUCGUGCUCUGUUUGUGAGAAAAGCUUUAAGCAAAAAUCAAGCCUUACGUCCCACGAGAGGAGCCACACAGGAGAGAAACCCCACACUUGCUCAGCUUGUGGUAAAAGUUUCAACCGAAAGUCAAACCUCACUCACCACGAGAGAAUUCAUACUGGAGAAAAACCUCACAAGUGCUUGGUCUGUGGUAAAUGUUUCAGAAGUAAAGCCUACCUGAAGAGGCAUGAAAAAAUCCAUGCAAGAUAAAUUCACGCUCCAGAGAAUUCAUUCAUUCAGAAGUUCCAUCUACACUAAAAACUUCAGUGGGUUAAAAUAGCUGAUUGUACCAUUCAGGGGAUGUACUAUGACACAAACAAUGUGGCAUAAAACCUCACGCAGUAUUAAGAGAAACCUGAAUAAAUCUAGUUCAGAUUGGUUUUGGCAAUGUUGGUAAGCUCAGUUUUGAGUGAAUUUUUUAAAAAAACCACGCUUUUGGUCAGAGUUCACAUUGCUUCAUUGAUAUUCCAUAGGAAAAAUGCAUAUAUACAUUGCUACAAGAGCAGCUUCUACAGGUUUAAUCUAUGGGAUAAGGAAGAUAUGAAGAGAGAAGCUGUCAGUCUCACACCAAUCCUCACUAGUGAACAAAAUGAAACACACACAAUCUUUUAACGGUUCAUGCCGUUCCCAGUAGUCUGUGUAGCACAUCUCCAAUGUUAUCUGCACAUAAAUGUCAGUACUGCCAAUAGUUGUGGGCCCAACUUACAUGCAGCCCAGUUUUUAACGGACAGUUUUCCUUUACCAUUUCAAAUCCUGCUUCUAAUUAUUUUUUUUUUAAUGAGAAUUGAAUUCUGGAGGGUCAUUUGUCCUUUCCCUUUUUGUUUAAUCUUAUGGCAUUUAUAUGUAAGAUCUGUGGGGAAAAACUUGUUUGGAUUACUUUGGCUGCAGAUGCCUUAUGUAAUUUAUUAAGUAAAGUGUUUGACAUGUUGGCCAAUA
This is a messenger RNA of Sphaerodactylus townsendi, 3722 nucleotides long. Its product is annotated as zinc finger protein 271-like. The record is from RefSeq and is a predicted model, not a curated record. Gene Ontology annotation, molecular function: DNA-binding transcription repressor activity, RNA polymerase II-specific. The transcript is spliced from 10 exons. NCBI's taxonomy places the organism in Eukaryota, Metazoa, Chordata, Lepidosauria, Squamata, Sphaerodactylidae. The coding region runs from base 408 to 2996 and encodes 862 amino acids. Gene Ontology annotation, biological process: negative regulation of transcription by RNA polymerase II.